Molecule: messenger RNA, 2770 nt
Organism: Microcebus murinus (gray mouse lemur)
Lineage: Eukaryota; Metazoa; Chordata; Mammalia; Primates; Cheirogaleidae
Source: RefSeq, a predicted model, not a curated record
GUUCCCUGGACCCUACACGCUUUAGGGCAUCCACCCUAUGGUCAUACGGGCCCCGUCCGUUGUCCCCCUCUGCCCUGCCUCGUUUCUCCACCGUUCUGCUUCGUUCGGCUCUCCUGGCAGCCCUUUCCUAGCUUCAGCCCAACACCCGUGCGCCGCGGACGAUGGGCAGCGGGGUUUCCGCAGCCUCCCCCCACCUCUACGCCGUGUUCUCCUCUCCUCACGGUUGUCUGCACUCCAGGCGUCUUCCCGGACCAGCGGUGCGGUCCCGCCAAAGGAAGAGGAGCUCCGAGCAGCGGUGGAGGUUCUGAGGUGCCACGGUCUGCACUCAGUCUUGGAGGAGUGGUUUGUAGAGGUGCUGCAGAACGACCUGCAGGCCAACAUCUCUCCGGAGUUCUGGAAUGCCAUCCACCAACGCGAGAACGCUGCUGAUGAGCCCCAGUGCCUUCUGCUGCUCCUCGACGCUUUUGGCCUUCUGGAGAGCCGCCUGGAUCCCUACCUGCGUAGCCUGGAGCUUCUGGAGAAAUGGACUCGCCUGGGCCUAUUGAUGGGCACUGGUGCUCAGGGGCUUCGGGAAAAGGUCCACACCAUGUUGCGUGGAAUCCUGUUCUUUUCUACCCCCAGAACCUUCCAAGAGAUGAUCCAGCGCCUCUAUGGGCGUUUCUUGAGAGUCUACAUGCAGAGUAAGAGGAAGGGGGAGGGGGGCACAGACCCGGAACUGGAGGGGGAAUUGGACAGCCGGUAUGCCCGCCGCCGGUACUACCGCCUCCUGCAGAGUCCGCUGUGUGCUGGAUGCGGCAGUGACAAGCAGCUGUGCUGGUGUCGCCAGGCGCUGGAGCAGUUCCACCAGCUCAGCCAGGUCCUACACAGGCUCAGUCUGCUGGAACGGGUCAGUGCUGAGGCUGUGACCACUACGCUGCACCAGGUGACCCGGGAGAGGAUGGAGGACCGCUGCCGGGGCGAGUAUGAGCGUUCCUUUUUGCGUGAGUUCCACAAGUGGAUCGAGAGGGUGGUUGGCUGGCUCGGCAAGGUGUUCCUGCAGGACGGCCCCGCCAGGCCUGCGUCCCCUGAGGCUGGCAACACGUUGCGCCGUUGGCGCUGCCACGUGCAGAGGUUCUUCUACCGCAUCUAUGCCAGCCUGCGCAUCGAGGAGCUCUUCAGCAUCAUCCGAGACUUCCCGGACUCCCGGCCAGCCAUCGAGGACCUCAAGUACUGUCUGGAGAGGACUGACCAGAGGCAGCAGCUCCUUGUGUCCCUCAAGUCCGCCCUGGAGACUCGGCUCCUCCACCCAGGUGUCAACACGUGUGACAUCAUCACCCUCUACAUCUCUGCCAUCAAGGCCUUGCGAGUGCUAGACCCCUCCAUGGUCAUUCUGGAGGUGGCCUGUGAGCCCAUCCGCCGCUACCUAAGGACGCGGGAGGACACGGUGCGGCAGAUUGUGGCUGGGCUGACGGGGGACUCGGAUGGGACCGGGGACCUGGCCGUCGAGCUGUCCAAGACGGACCCGGCAAGCCUGGAGACCGGCCAGGACAGCGAGGACGACACGGGCGAGCCUGAGGACUGGGUGCCCGACCCUGUGGAUGCCGACCCAGGGAAGUCGAGCUCUAAGCGGCGUUCCUCGGACAUCAUCAGCCUGCUGGUCAGCAUCUACGGCAGCAAGGACCUCUUCAUCAACGAGUACCGCUCCCUGCUGGCCGACCGGCUCCUGCACCAGUUCAGCUUCAGCCCGGAGCGACACUUGUCUUCCAGGGAGAUCCGCAACGUGGAGCUGCUGAAGCUGCGCUUUGGGGAGGCCCCCAUGCACUUCUGCGAGGUCAUGCUGAAGGACAUGGCAGACUCCCGCCGCAUCAACGCCAACAUUCGCGAGGAGGACGAGAAGCGGCCUGCAGAGGAGCAGCCGCCGUUCGGGGUCUACGCCGUCAUCCUGUCCAGCGAGUUCUGGCCCCCCUUCAAGGACGAGAAGCUGGAAGUCCCUGAGGACAUCAGGGCCGCCCUGGACACUUACUGCAAGAAGUACGAGAAGCUGAAGGCCAUGCGGACCCUCAGCUGGAAGCACACGCUGGGCCUGGUGACCAUGGACGUGGAGCUGGCCGACCGCACCCUGUCCGUGGCAGUGACCCCCGUGCAGGCAGUGGUCUUGCUGUACUUUCAGGACCAAGUGUCCCUGGCCGCUCUGCACGCAGCCAGCUGGACCCUGGAGGAGCUGAGCAAGGUGGUGAAGAUGCCCGUGGCGCUGCUGCGGCGGCGCAUGUCCGUGUGGCUGCAGCAGGGCGUGCUGCGCGAGGAGCCUCCCGGCACCUUCUCCGUCAUCGAGGAGGAGCGGCCUCAGGACCGAGACAACAUGGUGCUCGUCGACAGUGACGAGGAGAGCGACUCAGGCAUGGCCUCCCAGGCCGACCAGAAGGAGGAGGAGCUGCUGCUCUUCUGGACGUACAUCCAGGCCAUGCUGACCAACCUGGAGAGCCUGUCGCUCGAGCGCAUCUACAGCAUGCUGCGCAUGUUCGUGAUGACGGGCCCCGCGCUGGCCGAGAUCGACCUGCACGAGCUCCAGGGCUUCCUGCAGAAGAAGGUGCGCGACCAGCAGCUCAUCUACUCGGCGGGCGUCUACCGCCUGCCCAAGAACUCCACCUGACGCUCCUGCCUGUGGGCGCUCUGGCUCCCCCUGCAAACCGCACCUGUGUGUCCCCUCGGUAGACAGCCCGAGGGCACCCCUUCCCUCCCCAGACCCUGCCCGGCCCCCAGAGUGUGCAGAAUAAAGCAGGUCAGUUCCUCC